AUGUACCCUGGGGCAUUGUGGGUGGCCCUGCCCACACUGUCCCUGCUGGCCUGCUCCCUGCAGGGGAAGCCGUUACAGAGCUGGGCAAGGGUGUCUGCGCAGGGAAACACCCGCAACUUUCUGGAAGAUCCUGGAGGAGGGCGGCAGGAGGGCACUUUUGAUCUGAAGGUGUUCCUGGAGAACAUGAAGGUGGAUUUCUUACGCAGCCUCAACCUGAGUGGGGUCCCCUCCCAGGAUAAAACCAGACUGGAGCCGCCACAGUACAUGAUCGACCUGUACAACAGGUACACCGCCGACAAGUCUUCCACCCCAGCCUCCAACAUCGUGCGGAGCUUCAGCGUGGAAGAUGUUGUGUCUACAACUGCCACAGAGGACUUGCCAUUCCAGAAACACAUUCUUCUCUUCAACAUCUCCAUCCCCAGGCAUGAGCAAAUCACCAGGGCUGAGCUCCGUCUCUAUGUCUCCUGUCAAAAUCACGUGGACUCAUCUCAUGGGCUAGAAGGAAACAUGGUCAUCUAUGAUGUGCUGGAUGGAGAAGAUGCCUCAGGGACCAAGACCUUUCUGGUGUCCCAGGACAUUCAGGAUGAGGGCUGGGAGACCUUGGAAGUGUCCAGUGCUGUGAAGAGAUGGGUCAGGGCAGAUUCCACAAAGAGCAAAAAUAAGCUCGAGGUAACUGUGGAAAGCCAUAGGAAGGGCUGUGAUACAUUGGACAUCAGUGUCCCUCCAGGUUCCAAAAACCUUCCCUUCUUUGUCGUCUUCUCCAAUGACCGCAGCAACGGGACCAAGGAGACCAGGCUGGAGCUUAGGGAGAUGAUUGGCCAUGAGCAGGAGAGCAUCCUUAGGAAGACACCUAAGAAAAACUACAGGGAGGCAGGUGAGAACCAGGAGGAUGAGGAGGAAGAGGAGGACGUGGACGGCCACAUGGUCACAGGUUUGUCUUUAGCCAGACGGAAGAGGAGCAUAGGGGCCAGCAGCCACUGUCAGAAGACCUCGCUAAGGGUGAACUUUGAAGACAUUGGCUGGGACAGCUGGAUCAUUGCACCCAAGGAGUAUGAUGCCUAUGAGUGUAAAGGUGGCUGCUUCUUCCCCCUGGCCGAUGAUGUGACACCGACAAAGCAUGCCAUUGUGCAAACCCUGGUGCAUCUCAAGUUCCCUACAAAGGUGGGCAAGGCCUGCUGUGUGCCCACUAAACUGAGUCCCAUCUCCAUCCUCUACAAGGAUGACAUGGGGGUGCCCACCCUCAAGUACCACUACGAGGGGAUGAGUGUGGCAGAGUGUGGGUGCAGGUAG
Molecule: messenger RNA, 1290 nt
Organism: Marmota flaviventris (yellow-bellied marmot)
Lineage: Eukaryota; Metazoa; Chordata; Mammalia; Rodentia; Sciuridae
Gene: Gdf2
Product: growth differentiation factor 2
Biological process (GO): BMP signaling pathway
Cellular component (GO): extracellular region
Molecular function (GO): cytokine activity; growth factor activity
Source: RefSeq, a predicted model, not a curated record